AUGAAGCUCUUGGUCCUGCUGGUUUGCAGCCUCCUGGUGUGGAGGGUGGGUGAGACGAGGUCGGAUGCUUCAGAAAAGUUGUCCCYGCUGGCUCCGGGAGCUCUCAGCAUGAAGGAGACCUUCCUGGUGCUCUCCCUGCACAACAAGUUGAGGAGCAAAGUGCAACCCCCUGCUGCAAACAUGCAGAAGCUGGAGUGGAGCGAGGAGCUGGGGCGGCUGGCGGGGGCACGGGCAGCCAGCUGCCUGGAGGGCCCCGCUCCGCCGCCAGCCCCUCAGCUGGGCUGGAGCGAGGUGCUGCUGCCGGCGGGUGCCGGAGGCUUCGGGGCCGUGCUGGAGCUCUGGUUCGCCGAGGGACGACGCUAUGACUACGGGACGGGRCGCUGUGCUGGCAAUGCCACCUGCCGCCAUUACACCCAGCUGGUGUGGGCCACGGCGGGGCAGCUGGGCUGCGGCCGGCACCGCUGUCCCGGCCCCCAUGGCCCCAGCGAAGCCUUCGCCUGUGCCUACUCCCCGGGGGGCAACUGGGAGGUGGCCGGGACGCCCAUCCUGCCCUACAAGCAGGGACCCUGGUGCUCCCUCUGCACCGCCGGCCUCUCUGGCUGCUUCAAGUCCUGGGACCACAGUGGCGGGCUCUGCGAGGUGCCCAGGAACCCCUGUCGCAUGAGCUGCAGGAACAGCGGGCGCCUCGACAUGAGCAGCUGCCAGUGCGCCUGUCCCCCCGGCUACACGGGCAGGUAUUGCCAAGUGAGGUGCAGCGGGCAGUGCCUCCAUGGAAGGUUCAGGAAGGAGGAGUGCUCCUGCCUCUGCGAUGCGGGCUACGGUGGAGCCGAGUGCGGCAUGAAGAUCCAUUUCCCCUUCCAUGCCUGCGACGUGAGGAUAGACAGCGACUGCUUCAUGGUGUCCCCCGAGGCUGACACCUACUAUGGAGCCAAAAUUAAAUGCCAGGAGAAAGGGGCGAUGCUGGCCCAGAUAAGAAACCAGAAGGUUCAGGACAUCCUGGCUUUCUACCUCAGCCGCUUGGAGAUGGGUAACAGGGUGACAGACACCGAUUUUGAGACUGGAAAUUUCUGGAUUGGUCUCACCUACAAAACAUCCAAGGCUUCCUUCCGCUGGGACGUGGGCGAGCCAUCCUCCUUCACCAGCUUYGCUUUCGGGCAGCCAGACAACCAGGGGUUUGGGAACUGUGUGGAGAUGCAAGCAUCAGCCGCCUUCAACUGGAAUGACCAGCGCUGCAAGACUCGAAACCGAUACAUCUGCCAGUUUGCCCARGAACACAUUGCCCUAUGGCAGCAGGACCCCUGAGCUGACAGCCCUGGAAAACAGCCAGCGCUGGCUGCUGUGCUGAACCUGUGACACAGAAGGACCCUGGUGCUGUGCCAAGCCCAGACCAUGGCUCAGGAGGAUCUCCCCCAGCUCACUUGUGCAGGGAAUGAGAGGCUGAGGGGRCCCGUGGCACUGGCACCUGGCAAGAAGGGGUGUGCUGUACAUCAGCGUCCCUGAAACAGCAUCUUCUUCUGCCCCUCACCUUCUCCUGUCACCAUCACUCUGCAACAUCCCAGAGAUGCCCCUGUAACAGCCAGGUACAGCAGCAUCCUCCUCCAAAACUGGCAGCCGGGCUGUGUCUGGACUGUGAUCUCAGUGUAACGAGGGGAUAAGGGGGCUCUUUGGGGGUGCAGACCUUGGUACAGCUCAGGGU
Malurus melanocephalus (red-backed fairy wren) is the source of this 1696-nucleotide messenger RNA. Its product is annotated as C-type lectin domain family 18 member A-like. The coding region runs from base 1 to 1302 and encodes 433 amino acids. NCBI's taxonomy places the organism in Eukaryota, Metazoa, Chordata, Aves, Passeriformes, Maluridae. The record is from RefSeq and is a predicted model, not a curated record. The transcript has 12 exons.